GCAUCAUCUGGAGUAGGGAGCUUAACAAGGUGUGCUUAAGUAAUCCUACUCAUUUGGUAAUCUCACCCUUCUACGAUUAUCGGGUAGAAAUUCACCCCGCGAUGGAGUCGCUCCCCGUUGAACUCCUUAUUCAGAUAUUCAGCUCUUUCUGCUUCCAUUGUCGAUGCCCUGGCGACUUCCCCAACGCUGAUCUUGACUAUGUUCGAAGCGAUAAGAAAGUGCUGGCUCAUCUAUGCCGGACGUCGAAAUUCAUCUGUUCGGUUGCGCAACCCAUAUUAUACCAUUUUUACGCCACUGGAAAUAGUCGAAUAAGGAUAAUACAGGCUGAUGGAUAUGUCGGGUUCCCUAAUGAGCCAGACUUUCUAGCACAAUUUGUUCGUACCAUCGCCCAGCGCCCCGAUCUAGCAUCGCAGAUUACUACGAUGCAUAUUGUGCGAACGAACUCGUUAAUGGGAUACGAGACACAAAUGCAGACAGUAAAGUCGUUAAUCGAUUUUAGCAUCUCGAAAAAUCUCCUCAAAAAGCCUUGUCUACCCGAUAAUUGGCUUGAUGGUCAUUUUUCGCGCUGGCGGAUUGGCUAUCAGGAAGAUUUACACCGCUGGUUGGCCACACUCGCUGCCGUGCUCUGCCCUCGGCUGAAGAGUCUGUUUCUCAAUAUUGAUACAAACGCUCAUUUUCCUGCAUUGGAAGAGUCUCCUCAUAUCAAACUGUUGUCUUUGCAAACUUUGGGGGUAAUGUCAUUUGUAAUCGAUUAUCAUAUCAGUGAGUUGCAUGCACUGUACGCAGCUGCACCAAACCUCGAAACACUCUACGCAUGCGAUUCGUCGGGUUGGAUAUCCAAGAUGCUCUUUGACACCGAUUAUAAGCUUCAUUUAUCCAACGUCAAGAGGCUGGCGAUUUCAGACUCAACCUCAAACGACUUAGAAAACCUAGUGCGCUGCACCCCGAAGUUGGAAGACUUAGAGUACUAUUGGGAAGAUAUGGACGAGGAGAAGGAGUACCAUUUUAGAGACAUGGCGGAGGUAUUGAAACCCGCCAAGGAUACGCUUAAGAGGCUUGGUGUUACCUUUCUACCACGCGCCGUUCACCUCGAUCCAUUCCCCAAAUGGAUCGAGCCGCCAGUAGUAGAUUAUCCUCCCAUAAAAACUCUCCGAGAGUUUACUGUGCUGGAGAAUUUGUCGAUCGACUGUUUCUUGUUAUACCGAGAACAGGACGUUGACACCGAUGAUCGGUUAGUUGAUCUGCUCCCGCAAUCAAUUCGAUCUCUCCGAAUAUCGUACGUGUAUAGGGGUAUACUGUACUGCCUGCGUCAGCUUGCUAUCGAUGCGCCGAAGAAGUUCCCGUUUCUAAAGGAAGUUAUACUUGGCAUUUCGGAGAGAACAGAUCCAAGAUACGACUACAAGAUCGAAUUGUCGAUAGCUCUUGAAAAAGAAUUCGAGGCGUCGGGUAUCAAGUUCGAGUUACAAGAUGAUGCUUUAGGAGCGCAUGCGCGGACUAUCAUCCCAGGUGAUGUAGUCGGAUCGAAUAUGGCCCCUGUACCGCGUAUAUUAAAUGAAAGAGGAUAUUAAGAGAACUAGAUUACAAAUAGGUAACAAUUAUAAACGCAGAAACCGAC
Messenger RNA from Annulohypoxylon maeteangense, 1615 nucleotides. RefSeq lists its product as uncharacterized. NCBI's taxonomy places the organism in Eukaryota, Fungi, Ascomycota, Sordariomycetes, Xylariales, Hypoxylaceae. The coding region runs from base 102 to 1568 and encodes 488 amino acids. The record is from RefSeq and is a predicted model, not a curated record. The transcript has a single exon.